Dendronephthya gigantea is the source of this 2445-nucleotide messenger RNA. RefSeq names its product autophagy-related protein 16-1-like. The coding region runs from base 48 to 1739 and encodes 563 amino acids. Gene Ontology annotation, biological process: autophagosome assembly. Lineage: Eukaryota; Metazoa; Cnidaria; Anthozoa; Malacalcyonacea; Nephtheidae. The transcript has 21 exons. The record is from RefSeq and is a predicted model, not a curated record. Gene Ontology annotation, molecular function: protein binding. Gene Ontology annotation, cellular component: autophagosome membrane.
UUCAUAUUCCUGUCAGCCCAGUCUUCGAAGCAGAACCGAGGCCAAUAAUGGCGUCUGGUUUUCCUUGGAAAGUGGAAAUACUUCAGCGUUUACAAAACAGGGAUCGCAAAGAAUUUGUCUCAUUUAAAGACCUCAUUAAAUCUCAUAAUAAAUUAUUUGACAAUGCUGACACGCUCAAAUCCAAGAUUGUUCAAUUGGAAAUUCAGACCCUGCAUAUGAAACAGGAAAAUGCUGAAUUGCAAGAUAAAACAUCGAAGACAAGUUCAAGUGGAACAGUUGGAAGUGAAAAGGUUCAAGCACUGGAACAUAAAAUUGAUAAAUUGAAGGAAGAAUUAAUAGGUUUACAUAGGACAAAAGGAGAGAAUGCGCAAAAGGUGAUCGAAUUAAACAAUAUGAUAACGCAAAAGAAUGAGGAUCUUUCGUUAAAAGAAGCUCAGUUACAAGACUCGCUUAUUAAUCUUGAUUCAGUGAAAACUGAAGCAAAGCGUUUAGAACAAACAAUCAUGGAGUUGGAAGCCACCAAUCAAAUGUUAAAAGAUGAAUUACAAGCUCUACAAAUGGCCUACAAUUCUCUUGAAAUUAAGUUUGCAAAAACCCAAGAAGAAAACAGGGAAUUGGUUGAGCGGUGGAUGGUGAAAAAGGCAAAAGACGCUGACGCUAUGAAUCUUGAAAAUGAGCAAAUGACGAGGGCUCGACAAGCGAAAUUACGACAUGAUUUAAUGGAAGCGGCUAAAGAACCAGUUGCUCUUCCACCAAAAAAGCGAACAUCCUCGUCAUCUUUAGACCAUAAUGGAGAUCACGACAUUCCUGCUCCACCCUAUUGUUUCUUCACGUCACUUCCUACGGAACCGUUACAUAAAGUUGUUGCUCAUGAUGGUGAGGUGAAUGCUGUGGCUUUCUCUCCAAAUGGUCGAUAUUUUGCAACCGGUGGUUCCGACAAACUUGUUAAAAUAUGGGAAAUAGGUAAAACUUGUGAUACUAAAUCUACUAUACAUGGCUGUAAUGCCGGUGUUACAUCUGUGGAAUUUGAUAUGCAGGACAAAUUACUACUAGCUUCUUCAAAUGAUUAUGCCUGUCGAAUUUGGACGUAUAGUGAUGGCAGACUACGGCACACAUUGACUGGGCAUACAAACAAAGUUUCAAGCGCAAAGUUUUUGCUUGAUUCAACAAAAGUGGUUUCUGGGAGCCAUGACAGAACACUGAAAGUUUGGGAUCUCAGGACCAAAGCUUGUAACCGAACGAUAUUUGCUGGUUCAAGUUGCAACGACGUCGUUACAACAAGCUUAGCUUCAACGACGAUUAUAAGUGGCCAUUUUGAUAAAAGAAUUCGAUUUUGGGACUCAAGAUCGGACACAAGUUCAACAGAAAUUGGUUUACCAGGAAGAGUGACUUCACUAUGUAUCUCUCCUGAUCGUAAUACGUUACUAGCAGCAACGAGAGGAGAUGCUUUAAAACUAAUUAAUCUACGAAUGAAUCAGGUUUCAGGCACUCUGAGUGCGAACGGUCUCAAAAUUGCAACUGACUGCACGCGAGCUUGUUUCAGCCCUGACGGUAGUUACGUAUCGUGUGGUUCCCAAGAUGGUAGUAUAUUUAUCUGGGAUACAACAACAUUAAAACCAGAGAAAGUCUUAAAGUGUCAAGGGACAGCUGUUGUGACUUGUGCUUGGCACCCAGAAGGCAAUGCGCUCGUGAGCUGUGAUAGAAACAAACAAGUUAUUGUGUGGUCGUCUCUGAUUUGAAGAAAAUCCAUUGAAUUUUAAUUGAAUUGAAUUAUCUUCGUUGAUUAUCCGUAGCCCUCUAUCUUGGAUUAAUGGGAGUGUCUUCAAAAAUGACCAUUUUUACUUUUAAUAUUUCUGCUUUCACUAAAUCUGAAGCUCAUUGCAUAUUAGACAGAACAUGAGAGCAUCCGUAGACAUUGCAAUGCGCAAUUACAACUAUAAGAUUUCUGGAACCGUAAAAUUUUGGUAAGAAUGCCGGGUUGAUCCACGGUCAGGAAGUAGAUGCCAGGGUGUUUCUAUAAUUCAUACCUAAGCAGUUGCACCUGGAUCUGCCCAUUAACAUCCAUCGAAAUCUGUUGUGUUUUGUGUGUAAAGAAAUUUUCUGAGAGGAAAUGCGUAUGAUAUUCUCAGAGAGCUUUCUGGAAGCUAACUUUCAACCAAAGAACAAUUACUGGUUUGAGCUACUUCACAUCCUGGAUAGUGGGUUAGGGGUAUAUAACGAUAUAAAUACGAACUUCGUUUGGGAGAAGCAAAUCUACAAAUGCACGAGCGUUGUGUGAUCUUUAGAAUAAAUGUAAAUAUGAUUAGUUGUUAAAUAGUUUUGGUCACACUUUUAUCAGGCGUAAUUUCUGUUAAAGCGUUUCCUGUAGUUAAAAAUUGCUUUUAUAUGAUAAUAGUUCAAAUUUUGUGAUUGUACAUAAACAAUAAAUACUGUGCACUAUUAUUG